AUGCGUAGCUUCGGCGUUGCACUGGUGCUGGCACCGGCGCUAGCCGCUGUGUGUCUCGCCGACAACCUCGACAAGUACGGAGUGUUCACACCCAAGAAGAUCGCGCUGGGUUCCGCGCCGUCCAUGGACGGACAGACCUACUCGGGCGGCUUCACGCUCUCGUCAGACGCACCGCUGGCCACGCUUGACUACGACUACGAAGUGGCGGGCCGGCCGUACUUCGUCGUGUCCUCCGUCUCCAAUGGACCCGUAGACGUCGAAGUCAAGUACUCGGAGCAGUUUCCGGCGCUUUCGCUCAACUACUCGGAUGGUCCGUCGCAGUUCACCACGUCCAUCGCCAACUCGCGUCGCGUUGAGACUCACCGCUUCACGGACAGCGACGUCGGGGCAACGAUCACCUCCAUGCUCAGCCAGCCCGGUGAACGGUGGCAGUCACUGCGUCUGCUCACUGGCGACUCCAUCACGUUCGAGAAGGUCGGCCUUCAGGCCUCGAUCGAGGUGAUCGACGACCUCACCACUCUGCCGGGCAAGUUUUCAAGCUCGAACGCCAAGUACGACGAGAUCUGGAAGCUGGGUGCUCGUGCUAUCACCGCUGCCUGUUUGGAUGCCGGUAGCCAGCUGCCGUCCUGGAGCUCGUCCGAGGAGAACGGCACCUUCGUGCCUGGCACGCGUCCCGGUAUCUCCUACCGGACGUGGAACCUGACCAACUACGUGCUCAACUUUGAGUCGCAGAUCAUCCGCGGAGGCGCAGGAUAUACCAUUGCGUACGAUCUGACGGGCAACCGUGACGGCGUCCAGAUCCACCUGGCGUCCGAGUACCCGAGCGAUACGACGUACAUCAACACCAACACCACACUCUUCCCCGCCAACACUGCGACCCUCGCUUGGGGCUACGACUUUGCCAACGCUACGAGCAUGACAAGCUACAUCCUGGGCCAGUACAACGUGCCGUUCACCGUGAAGGAGAACGUCUGGUAUCCUGUCGAAAUCCGCGUCAACUCGACGGCCGGCAACAUUGUCUUCUCCAUCGACGGACAGCAAGUGUUCGACAUUGUGCUGACUGAAAUGGGCUUCACGGAUGACCAGCUCUCGUUCUACGGUUGGGCUUCGCGUGGUGAAGGCGCGAUCGGCUUCGGCGGUUGGCAGGACCAGGCCUCUUACGUGAAGAAUGUGACGGUCACGAGCCUCACGGACUCGUCCGAAGUGCUCUACUCGAACCCGAUGACGGAUGAGAGCGUGGUGGUGCCAGAAUUCGGUGGCCAGAGCAACACGUACGGCGCAUGUCUGGAUGGCGCCAAGCGCGAUCGGUACAUUUGGCUGGGCGACUUCUACCACACGACGCGCAUCAUGGGCGUUGCCAACUCCAAGCCUGAGCAGAUCACCGGCACGUGGGAGUUCCUGUUUGAGUACCAAGCGGACUAUGGCCAGCUUCCUGGCUUCGUCCCCAUUUCGUAUCAAUCGCCGAUGCCCACCCCUGAGGUCUUCCUCUUCAACUCUGGGACAGCCAAUGCCAACUACUACUUCCCGGACUACGUGAUCCUCGGCCUCAUCGGCUUGGAAUCGUACAUGGACUACUACGACGGUGUCGCCUUCGUCGAAGCCCACUGGGAAGAGUUGACUCGCGCCAUGACGUGGCUCGUGGGUUGCCAAGGAAGCAACGGACUCAUCGACCUGACGCCCUACACGGUGGUCUUCCUCGGGCCCGGAGCCGGUAUGGCUGUGAACGCUGCCGCUGUUCAGUGUCUUGAUGGCAUGGCCAGGGUGGCCCGUGCUGUAGGCGACUGGGAGUCCGCGAACGCGUGGGUCGAGACUGCUGCCAGCGUCAAGACCGCCAUCAACGAGCUGCUCUGGAACGAUACGCUGGGCAACUACGCAGUGGAUGUCUCGACUCCUGAUGUGUACGGCGUCUCGGCCACUGCGUUCGCUCUCACCUCUGGAGUAGCGAACGAGACUCAAGUCAAGCUGUGCGUGAAAGGUCUGGAGGGUCUGCGUCAAGGCCCCGGGUUCCUCGACUCGAGCUCCACGGCCAACACCACUGAAAUCUCCCCGAACACGAACGGGUUCCUGCUCGACGCUCUGCUGCAGCACGGAUACACGGACCAGGUCGUCUUCUUGCUGGACAACCUCUGGGACGCCAUGAUCUCGAACGAGUCCUACCGUACCGGGGCCAGUUGGGAGUACGUCGCGCAGUCUCUCGAGCCUGGAAUCGACUUUUUCACGUCGCUGAGCCACCCGUGGGGUGGUGCCCCCACCUACGCGCUGACCAACUACAUCGCCGGCAUUCGCCCGAUGGAGUUCGGCUUCCGCCGCUGGAUCGUGAACCCGCUGGUGACGGGGCUGAACAUGACCAGCGCUAGCGCCACGGUGAACACCCCGUACGGCUCCAUCAGCGCUGCUUGGGAGCUGGCCGACAACCAGCUCAGUGUGACGAUUACUGCGCCGGUGGGCACGGACGGCACUUUUGAGGUUGCUCAACCCAGUUCGUCGACGGGCAUCUACGAGCAGCACCUUGUCGGCACAGGCGAGGCCACCUCCAUCACCAUUCAGCUGUAA
Messenger RNA from Phytophthora sojae, 2553 nucleotides. RefSeq lists its product as hypothetical. The transcript has a single exon. Gene Ontology annotation, biological process: carbohydrate metabolic process. NCBI's taxonomy places the organism in Eukaryota, Oomycota, Peronosporomycetes, Peronosporales, Peronosporaceae. The record is from RefSeq and is a predicted model, not a curated record. The coding region runs from base 1 to 2553 and encodes 850 amino acids.